CUAAAAAUGACGUUCAUCUUAAUUGCUGCUUAUUUUAUAAGAGUUUGUUUAACUUAAUUAAGACGAAAAUUGAAAUUUAUCAUACGGAGCCUCAGCGGCUUCUUUCAUUAUUGCAAUUAAAUUCAUAUACAAAAAUAGGCGCAUUUAAGGUUUGUUGGGAAUAUUGCAAGCCGAUGUUAUAAUGGCAACGAAAGCCAAGGAGCGUAAAAGUAAAGGAACGAAUAGUAACACACCGAGGCAAUCUAGAAAUAACAAUGAGGAUGCAGAAAGGGCGGAGGUUAACCAACUUGUUAGCUUAACUAAUGAGCAAAACGCAUCUCACGAUGAGCAUAACAUGCUGGAGGACGAAGAAGGUGGGACAAGAAUUGGUGAUAUUUAUAUACCGCCACCAAUACCGGCUCAUUGUUCUACGGAAAGUAAAGGACCACGGUUAAUUAUUAAAAAAAUUGAAAACAAUAAUUUUAAGAGCUAUGCUGGGAAAGUAAUUUUAGGACCUUUUCAUCACUGCUUCACUGCUAUAAUAGGACCGAACGGCAGUGGCAAAAGUAAUGUCAUCGAUUCCAUGUUAUUUGUUUUUGGUUAUCGCGCGAACAAAAUUAGAUGUAAGAAGAUUUCAACUUUGUUGCACAAUUCAGCCCGCUUUCCCAAUGUGAGCAAAUGUUCCGUAGCAGUACAUUUUCGUCAAAUUUUAGAUUCAGAAAAUGGGUCCUGCGAAGAAAUACCGAAUAGUGACAUUGUUGUAGAACGUACUGCUUUUCGGGAUAACUCAUCGUUUUAUACUAUAAAUGGCCGUAAAGUACAAUUUAAGGAAGUAGCAUUGCUACUUAAAAACCACCAUGUUGAUCUGGAUCACAAUCGCUUUUUAAUAUUGCAGGGUGAAGUGGAGUCGAUAGCCAUGAUGAAACCUAAAGGGCUAACAGAAACAGAAUGUGGCAUGUUGGAAUAUUUGGAGGAUAUAGUUGGUACUACGCGCUACAAAGAACCUUUGGUUAAAAUAAAUGAAUGUGUUGAGAAAUUGACCGAAGAACGUACGGAAAAGCACAAUCGUUGCAAAUUGGCGGAACGUGAAAUGAAAGAUUUGGAGCAACCUUAUAACGAGGCCGUCGAAUAUCUAAGGCAGGAAAAUGAAUAUACGCGCACCAAAAAUUUGCGUAUUCAAAAGUAUUUGAGUCAGAAAAACAAGAAAUUAGAGGAAUACUCUCAACAAUAUGAUGUGAUUAAGCAAGAUUUAGCUACGCAUGAUAACGAAGCUGAUAGUCUGCGUAAAGAGAGGGUGGAAAAGGAAGAAAUUGUAAGGAAAGAAAUGAUGCAAUUUGAAGCCUUACGGCAAAAGAAGGAAGAUUUUGAAAAAAAGUUGGAAAAAGCUAAUAAAGAAUAUGUGGAAGUCCAACAAAUUAUGAAAAAAUUAAAUGAAACUCGUAAGCAAAAUAAAACUCAAAUGGAAAAGAAUGAAGUCGAUCUCGUGGAGUUACGUAAAGUACCAGAAAAGAAUAACAAAGAAAUUAAAGAGUGUGAAAAGAAAUUAGAAUGCAUUACAAAACAAAAGAGCGAACAGGAGGAAGAGUUGCAACGAAACUAUAAAUGCAUGCAAGAGCAAACUAAGCCGCUUAUAGACGAGCGAGAGAAGUUAGAGACCGAAUUAAUAGACCUAAAAAUUCAUGUGGAUGAAGCAAAAGCCGAUUUGGCUCUUUCUGAAUCGGAGCUAAGGAUAUUGAAACAUGACGAAGUAAGCGAAACACGUAAAUACGAAAGUAUGAAGAGCUCCUAUGAAGACUCCCAACGAAGUUUAGCUGAGAAAAAAGCCAAUAUGGAAGAGAUGGGACAAAACUUGCCAGUAAUUAAGAAGGAAAUUGAAGAAAAAUCAAAUGCUUUAUUACAACUGCAAGACGAUGAACAAAACAAGAGGACGCAACUAAUGAAAAUCAAGUCUGAGAUAAAUGAAAAAACGAUUAGCAUGCAGGCUAUGCGUUCAAACAAUAAAGUAUUAGAUUUUUUGAUGCGUCAGAAAAGCGAAGGCAAAAUUCCCGGUAUUUUAGGACGUCUAGGUGAUCUAGGCGGCAUUGACGCCAAGUACGACGUUGCAAUUUCUACAGCGUGUGGCCGUUUGGAUAACAUCAUUGUCGAUAAAGUAAAUACUGCACAAGAAUGCAUUGAAUCUUUAAAACAAUACGAUGUAGGCCGAGCUUCGUUUAUAGCCUUGGAAAAGGUGAAACACUUAGAGAAACAUUCAAACCGUUUUCAAACGCCUGAAAACGCUCCCCGUUUAUACGAUCUGAUACGAGUCGAGGAUGAACGUGUUUUGCCGGCAUUUUACUUUGCUCUGCGCAAUACUCUUGUGGCUACCGACUUGGAGCAAGGGACACGCAUAGCGUAUGGAGCUAAACGCUAUCGUGUAGUCACUCUUAAAGGCGAUGUAAUUGAAACAUCUGGAACGAUGUCAGGUGGAGGUCGGACACAAAUCCGUGGCAAAAUGGGCACCAAAGUUCAAACCAAAACUAAACAGUCUGCUGACAAUUCACUUGUUAGCCAAAAGGCUCUGGAAGAUAUGCAAGUUCAAGCUGAACAAUUGCAAUCAGAAAUCAAUUUCAAUCAGGAAGAACAGGGUCGCUUAGAACGUGAAGUACACCAAUUAACAUCAAGUCAACAACGUACCGAAGCGGAUUUACAAAAAAUGUUAAUAACCACUAGGAGUCUGGAAGAACAGUUGCCUCGUAUUUUCAAACAGCUUGAAGCUCAGCGGACGCGGAUGCAAAAGACCACAACAGACACGAAUAAAGUAAAAAAUAUUGAAGAAGCUAUAAAAAUUAAAAUGGAAACCUUGAAAGAAGCGGAAAAUGUUGCUAAUAAGGUGACCGAAAAAAUUAACCAAAUCAAAGCCCAAAUUGAUAAAAUUCAUGGAGAGACAGUAAAGGCUGUACAAAAUAAAAUCAAUAGCUUCGACAAUCAAAUAAAGAAAUUGAACAACAAUGUUUCAAAGCUAAAAGCCGAGGUAACCACAUCCGAACGCAAUGUAACUAAAAUGGAGGCACAAAUUGAACGAUUGCGGGCAGAAAUUCUGAAAUCUCAAGAUAAAAUAAAAGAAUUGAGCGAGAAAAGACAAAAGCAUGACGACGAAAUGGGAGAGUUUCUUAAGCAAGUCGAGACGGUCAGUGCGGACAUUGAGAAGGCCAAAUUAGAGGCUUCAGGAAUACACAAGGAAAUACAAAACAUCGAGAAGCGUGAAAGCGAACUUAAACUGAAACGUGUUGAGAUUGAACAGAAAUUGCAAACAGUGGGUGCUCAAAUCUCAGAUGUUAAAUCCCAAAUACCCCGUUUCCGUGAGCAACUGAAACCUUUGCGUUUACAUGAAAUUCCUGGUGAUUCAGAACCGCAAGCACCAUUAAAAACCUACACCGAGGAAGAAUUGGCCACACAUAACUUACAAGAUAUACAGUAUAAGGCGACUGUACAGGAGGAGUUCUUACAAAAGAAACCGAACUUAUCUUGCAUAGGCGAGUACAUAGAGAAACGCGAUGUUUAUUUAGAGCGAGUACAGGUGCUUGAAGAUGUCACAUGCAAACGUAAUGAAAUGCGUCAAUUAUAUGACGAUGUUCGCAAGAAACGCUACAAUGAAUUUAUGCAAGGCUUCCAUAUUAUCACCCGAAAGCUUAAAGAAAUGUAUCAAAUGAUUACACAAGGAGGAGAUGCCGAAUUAGAAUUAGUGGAUUCCAUGGAUCCUUUUACCGAGGGUGUCUCGUUCAGUGUGCGACCACCAAAAAAGACCUGGAAAAAUAUUUCAAAUUUGUCAGGAGGGGAGAAGACUUUAUCUUCGUUAGCUUUGGUAUUCGCUCUGCACUAUUACAAGCCUUCACCUUUAUAUUUCAUGGACGAGAUAGAUGCUGCUUUAGACUUUAAGAAUAUCUCGAUAGUCGCCCAUUACAUUAAACAACGUACAAAGAACGCUCAGUUCAUUAUUAUCUCAUUAAGAUCGAAUAUGUUCGAAUUAUCUGAUUAUCUGGUAGGUAUAUAUAAAGUACGGGACUGCACUGAAUCCAUAUGUUUGAUGAAUGUACCUCCAGAACUGCCCGCUGACGUAGACUGUACUCAACAACAGCAACAAUCUCAAAUGCCAAUGCAGUCGCAACCGGCCCAUUUAUCACCUACCAUUAAUAUGCAGACACGCAAUCUGGAAACAAAUGAAAGUUUUCUUAAUCCAGAUAUCAGAGGGACGAAUGAAGGUUGUGAGCUGCGAAACACUCCAAAUGAAAAUAACACAGAUGCUAGUAGUAAUUUAAACAUUGCCGAUAAAACCAGUAUUAACUUGACAUUUGCACCACAAGCUGAAAGCACCGAACUCUCACAAAAUCUGCAAAUAGAGACCACCAUUUUGAAUCGCACUUCAUUACCAAUGCCCUUGGGGCAUAAUAAAGCUAAUGACGCUGAUACAUUCAAAAAACCUUUAACGCCUUCAAAAUAGGAG
Glossina fuscipes is the source of this 4459-nucleotide messenger RNA. It is a transcript of the gene glu, whose product is annotated as structural maintenance of chromosomes protein 4. The record is from RefSeq and is a predicted model, not a curated record. Bases 182 to 4456 code for a protein of 1424 amino acids. Gene Ontology annotation, biological process: mitotic chromosome condensation. Lineage: Eukaryota; Metazoa; Arthropoda; Insecta; Diptera; Glossinidae. The transcript is spliced from 7 exons. Gene Ontology annotation, cellular component: chromosome. Gene Ontology annotation, molecular function: protein binding; ATP binding; ATP hydrolysis activity.